AUGUGCACCAAUAUUCCAUUUCUUGUACAGAUCUAUUUUUCUAUAAAUCAGCUAAGUGGCGCAAUUCCAACAAAUCUAUCACAGUGUUCAGAGCUACAGCAGGUGUCCCUCUCUUACAACUUAUUCACUGGGCAGAUACCUGCGAAAAUCGGCGACUUAACAUCACUUCACACUUUAUUCCUCGGUGGAAACUAUUUGAAUGGUACACUACCAGCUGAGAUUGGCAAUCUUCACAACUUGGUGGUUUUUUUUGCUGUUGAAAAAAAUCAGAUUGGGGGAUCAUUCCCUUUCAGUAUUUUCAUGAAUAUGUCUUCUCUGCAAGAAUUAAUAAUAUGGAGAAACAAGUUCACAGGGAAUCUUUCAAAGGAUGUUGGAAAUCCUACAAUGCUAAUCGAAUUAUCAAUUUCAGAAAACUACAUGACAGGGUCUAUUCCUGACACUACUGGAAAGUUGCAGAAUUUGGCAAAUCUGUCUUUGGCAAAUAACAGACUAGAAGGUUCUAUUCCAGUUUCCAUGGGAAGCAUGCUCAGUUUGGUGACUCCUGACUUGUCUCACAACAACCUCUCUGUUUUGAGUGGAGAAAUUCCUAGUGGUGGCUCUUUCAGAAACUUUACUAUGGAUUCUUUUAAGGCCAAUGAGGCAUUGUGUGGAAUCCCGAGAUUCCAUGUCCCUAUUUGCCCUGGAGUUUCUAAUCAUAAAGAAUAUCUUAUUUAUGAGCUUAUGCAAGCAACUGAACAACUCAGUGAGAGCAAUCUUAUUGGAACUGGGAGUUCUUGCUCUGUUUACAAAGGAAUUCUUAACAAUGGGAAUGUUGUCGCUGUUAAGAUGUUCAAUCUUCAAUUACAAGGCAUUUCUAGGAGAUUUGAUGUCGAAUGUGAGAUACUUGAUAGCAUUCGACAUAGGUGCCUGACAAGCGUCUUAAGUUGUUGUUCCAAUGAAGAGUUCAAGGGGUUGGUACUUGAAUAUAUGCCCAAGGGAAACCUUGAGAAAUGGUUAUAUUCUCAUAAUCAUUGCUUGAAUUUUAUGGAAAGAUUAAAUAUAAUGAUUGAUGUUGCAUCUGCUUUGGAGUAUCUUCACCGUGUCUGUUCAACACCUAUUGUUCAAAGCGACCUGAAGCCAAGUAAUGUGUUGUUAGAUGAAGAUAUGGUUGGGCAUGUAAGCGGUUUUGGGAUAGCAUGGUGUUAA
Molecule: messenger RNA, 1185 nt
Organism: Salvia splendens (bonfire salvia)
Lineage: Eukaryota; Viridiplantae; Streptophyta; Magnoliopsida; Lamiales; Lamiaceae
Product: receptor kinase-like protein Xa21
Exons: 5
Coding region: 1-1185 (394 amino acids)
Biological process (GO): protein phosphorylation
Molecular function (GO): protein binding; protein kinase activity; ATP binding
Source: RefSeq, a predicted model, not a curated record